Fraxinus pennsylvanica is the source of this 1692-nucleotide messenger RNA. Lineage: Eukaryota; Viridiplantae; Streptophyta; Magnoliopsida; Lamiales; Oleaceae. The record is from the annotation of a GenBank genome assembly.
AUGGCUGCUGUUUUAAGGUCAAAAUCAUCGCGAGAUACUGCUUCGUUUGCUACCUCACAGCUCAGAUAUUUCAUUCAGAACCAUAUCCACGCGGGUACUGCCCUUUACCAACGGAGCGCCAUAACGGGAUUUGAUAAUUAUAAUUUUAUCUCAGGCUCCCGCUUUAAUUUCACACCAUUCAAGCCCAUCUUUCUGCGCGGCGAAUAUGUCGAUAAUGGCCGGAGUAAUUUUCCGACUUCUUUUAGGAUUAAGAGGAAAGUUGAGAACUUUAGCUCAAAAGGGGACCCGCCUGAGGUCAGGCAGCCUCCUGGAAUGGAUGGAAAUGUAGCGCGCCCGGAAGUUAAAUUUAUUCAGAUGAGCGAAGGGGAUGGAUCAAGUACGGGCUCUGGUGGUCGGUUUGGGUCGGGCUCCAAGGAUGGGUGUUUUGGCCCGGAUUUUCCGACUCCUAAAGAAAUCUGUAAGGGGCUGGAUAAAUUUGUGAUUGGCCAGGAGAGAGCGAAAAAGGUCCUUUCUGUAGCAGUUUAUAAUCAUUACAAGAGGAUAUAUAGCGAUUCCACACAAAGGUCUUCAGGGAGUGCAGUUAGUGACAAAGUGGAUGGAACUGAUAAUGAGACAGUAGAACUUGAGAAAAGUAACAUUCUUCUAAUGGGACCAACAGGCUCAGGGAAGACGCUACUUGCCAAAACUUUGGCGCGGCUGGUGAAUGUUCCCUUUGUCAUUGCCGAUGCUACUACACUUACUCAGGCACGAUAUGUUGGGGAAGAUGUGGAGUCCAUUUUAUAUAAGCUACUUACGGUUGCUGACUAUAAUAUUGCAGCUGCACAGCAAGGCAUAGUUUAUAUUGAUGAAGUUGACAAAAUCACGAAAAAGUCUGAAAGCCUCAAUAUCAGUAGAGAUGUGUCGGGAGAAGGUGUCCAGCAAGCAUUGUUGAAAAUGCUUGAGGGGACUGUGGUCAAUGUCCCAGAGAAAGGAGCCAGAAAGCAUCCUAGGGGUGACAAUAUUCAGAUUGAUACAAAGGACAUUCUCUUUAUAUGUGGUGGUGCCUUUAUUGAUUUGGAAAAGACGAUAUCAGAAAGGCGUCAUGAUUCUUCUAUUGGUUUUGGUGCUCCUGUACGGGCAAACAUAAGGACAGGCCGAGUUACAAGUGCUGCUGUGGCAUCGUCUUUACUAGAAACUGUUGAAAGUGGUGAUCUAAUUGCAUACGGGUUAAUACCUGAGUUUGUUGGACGAUUCCCCAUCCUUGUUAAUUUGGCAGCACUUACUGAAGAUCAACUUGUUCAGGUUUUAAUGGAGCCUAAAAAUGCUUUAGGGAAGCAGUAUAAGAAGAUGUUCCAAAUGAAUGACGUGAAGCUUCGUUUCACAGAAGAUGCAUUGAGAUUGAUUGCUAGAAAAGCAAUAACCAAGAAUACAGGAGCUCGGGGUUUGCGAUCCAUGUUAGAGAAUGUUUUGAUGGAUGCUAUGUACGAGAUUCCUGAUGUUAGAACAGGAGAUGAUUUAAUAGAUGCUGUUCUAGUAGAUGAGGAAUCCAUUGGAUCUGAGAAAUGUGGAUGCGGGGCUAAAAUCCUUCAUGGUAAGGGGGCACUGGACCGCUAUCUUUCAAAACACAAGUUAAAGGAUUCAGAGGCAUCUGCGGAUGGGUCUGAAGGAGAAUCUGUGGAGGAACCGGAACUUCCUUCAAUCGUUGCAUUGUAA